Molecule: messenger RNA, 939 nt
Organism: Emiliania huxleyi CCMP1516
Lineage: Eukaryota; Haptophyta; Isochrysidales; Noelaerhabdaceae
Exons: 3
Coding region: 1-939 (312 amino acids)
Source: RefSeq, a predicted model, not a curated record
AUGGCCUCUCUCCACCCGUUCCUAGUCCUCCUCUCGCUCGCUAGGGCGUCGAGCCUGGCCAUCGAGGCGGGCCCGCUGGGCAGGGAGCUCUUUGUCGCCCGGCGCGCCGCCUCUGCCGUCGGCGGCCUUCUCGCGGCGGGCGGCGCUGUCUCUGCUGGUGAGGCCCUCCUGGCCGAGAGCCUCCGCGGCGCCGCGGUGGCCGCCGGUCGAUGGGUCACCCACAUCGAGGCUGGCGCCGUGAGCAUCGCGUACCUGGGCCGGCCUCCGCCCUCGCUCGAGGACGGGCUCGGGACGGCACACACGGCGCCUCUGGUUGGCGUUGUGUGGCGUGGCGGCAGCGGCGGCGAGGGCGGCAUCGGCGGCGACACGUUUUACGCGACGGCCAACGGGGGCGCCUGGCAGGUGCGAGGCGGGGGUGAGCCCGUCGAGGCGGCGCUUGGCGGCGCCUCGCCGGUUGCGAACGUGGUGAGCUGCAGCCACGGCGCGGACUGCGCCGAGGUUGAGAUGAUGGCUCGCAUGCUUCGUGAGACGGGGACGGGGAUGCCGCUCGAGAUCCGGCGCCCACCCGCACGGGGCGGGGAGACCUCCGCCGACGUCGACGCCGACACCGCCGCCUCCGCUGCCGCCUCCGCCUCCGCCUCCGCUGAUGUGCUCCUCGACCUGCUCACCGCUCGGGCCGACGUGCUGGUCGAUCCGAGCCUGCUCGGAACCUGCUCGGAACCUGCUCGGCGCGCUCUUGUAGGCCGACGUCUUGGUCGCUCCGCCGAGCCGGCCGGGGACGCCAGCGUGCUGCCCUACUUCGCGCGCUCCUCGCGCGCCGCCUUCCCGCUGCGCGGCGAGUGCGCUCUGCCCUUGCGGCGGGCGGCUAAGGUGGUCGACGCGGACGGCUGGGAGCUCGGCUUGGGUGGCGUGGGCGAGGGCGGGGACAUGGGCGUGUGA